This is a messenger RNA of Melanotaenia boesemani (Boeseman's rainbowfish), 2200 nucleotides long. Its product is annotated as tumor necrosis factor receptor superfamily member 14-like. Gene Ontology annotation, biological process: defense response to Gram-positive bacterium; positive regulation of peptidyl-tyrosine phosphorylation; apoptotic process. NCBI's taxonomy places the organism in Eukaryota, Metazoa, Chordata, Actinopteri, Atheriniformes, Melanotaeniidae. Gene Ontology annotation, cellular component: membrane; external side of plasma membrane. The record is from RefSeq and is a predicted model, not a curated record. The transcript has 13 exons. The coding region runs from base 328 to 1401 and encodes 357 amino acids. Gene Ontology annotation, molecular function: transmembrane signaling receptor activity; protein binding.
CCUGGAUCUGGACUUAUGUUGCUCGUCUAAAAAAUGUUGAAUUUAUUUAGUAUUUUUCUUGCAGUCCUUCAUGUUUCCGAGUCGCCUUGAACGUAACGCAGAAAUCUAACAUGGUGGAACAUCGUUUAAACUAUCAGCAACAUCAACCAGCAACGUUGGAUUUUACAUUCAUCUCGUCCCAAAUCUCCGUGACCUUCCAGCUGCUUUACAACAUGAUUUUAAGAGGAAAACUUCAGGCGGCUGCAUCUGUGCUGACAUCGACCAGCAACGUUGGAUUUUACAUUCAUCUCAUCCCAAAUCUCCGUGACCUUCCAGCUGCUUUACAACAUGAUUUUAAGAGGAAAACUUCAGGCGGCUGCAUCUGUGCUGGUGAUUGUGAUGAGAGCCUUUUCUGUCCAUACUCGAACCUGCCAUCCAUCUGCUAUUAAAAUAGGGAAUGAAUGCUGUCCCAUGUGUCCCGCUGGAAGUCGAGUUAAAAUUGACUGCACAGAGAUCAGAAGUACGUCAUGUCUGCCCUGCAUAGAUGGAUCAUAUACAGACAAACCUAAUGGACUUAAACAAUGUUCUCCAUGUCGUAUCUGUGAUUCAGGUGGUGGUCUGAAGGUGGAGCAGCCGUGUACAGCAGCAUCAGAUACUGUGUGUGAACCAGUAGAGGGAUUCUUCUGUAUCCACUCUACAAAGAGCAGCUGUGCAGCAGCACAGAAACACAGCAGCUGUGAACCAGGACAGUACAUCAGUACAAACGGAACAUCCUCCUCAGACACUGAGUGCUCCGACUGCAGAGAUGGAACAUUUUCAGAUGGAGCAUCUUCAUCUUGUCAGCCACACACACAAUGUGAAUCUAAAAACCUUCAGCAGAUAAAAGCAGGAACGUCUUCAUCUGAUGCUGAAUGUGGAGAAAAAGGUAAACGAAGGAAUGCAGCAAAGCACAGAGACUUUUGCUUUUUAAUGUCACCAAACAGGACAGAAGACCUGGAGGGACAACAGACCAAACAGAGAUGCCAUUAUCUCAAAACAGGGAGGAUGGAUCAAACGUUUGACCCCAGCAGGAUUAAACAGCAUGUUUUUAAACCCAGCGUGUCUGUUCACUGCAGAGUUCAUGUGUUCCAGAAUCCAGUUACACUGCAGCUGGAUGCUGGUACUUUGUGCUGCACAGAACUGAACCACAGAAGCAGCUUUUCCAUCUCCACCACGGGGACGAGCACGUCUUCCAGACCUGCCUGCAGCACACAGUCCUGUUGGGGAGAUAAAUGGUUGGGAGUUGAGACUUCAGAUGGAUCCAGCAUUCAGUCACCUCCUCCCUGUGGUGGAAACAUGGCAGAGCUGAGAACUCUGGGACAGGUGACGAUAGCAGAUGAAGGCACCUGGAGGACCUCCAGACUCAGGUGUGGACGCUACUAGGACUCCUACACAAAGUAAAGAUGGCUAAAGCAUCUCACAGCAGCAGAACAAAGUAGGUUCCACAGAAAGAUGGCGACCCAGUCUCCUACAGCCUUUAAUGGCUCAGCAGAUGUUUUGAAAAAGCCAUUCAUGCAGUUAGAAAAUGUCCCAGAGACCAGAGAGAAAAAACUACAGGCUGUAAAAACUGUUUGGUAAAAGCAUGACAUGCAACGUGCUCCAAGACCCAGACGGAGAGACAAAAGACCACAGACUGCUUGGUAUGAAGAGAAAAGACCAACCUGGACAUCAGGAGGGACACGCAUUACAGCUGCAUUUAAAAUGAUGUCGAUCUGUUGACCUCUGGACAUGAUUCAAGCAUUUAAAAUAAUAUUUGUAUAAAUGUAUGAAGAAUUUCAUGACUAAGCAGAUUUUAUGGACUGAAUGGGAUGUUUUCAUGUGAGGUUUGUAUGUUUUUUCUCUGACAUUGUCCCGUGUGCGUAUGAAGUAUGGUUUGUAUACUGGGUAAUGUAAAGAUUCUUAAAUUUAAUACCAAAUAAACAUAUGGAGAAGAAAAAAGACAAAGACACCAGUGGGUGCUCAGUUUAGAGAAACAAAAGGAAAGUUUGGGAGAAAUGGUUUAAGGAUAAAAGGUAUACAGAUUUGUCAUUUCUAUGAGUAUUAACAUUGUAAUGAAACAGGCUCAUGUGCCUGUUCUCACAGAAGGAUGUCCCCACUGUCUGGGCCCAUCAGUGCAGCUUUUAUCCUCCAUGUGUUUAACUGCUGACUCUAAAGCAUAUAGCAAGGCUGUAAUGUGGGAGCA